Molecule: messenger RNA, 459 nt
Organism: Alternaria triticimaculans
Lineage: Eukaryota; Fungi; Ascomycota; Dothideomycetes; Pleosporales; Pleosporaceae
Gene: NDK1
Product: nucleoside diphosphate kinase
Exons: 4
Coding region: 1-459 (152 amino acids)
Biological process (GO): CTP biosynthetic process; UTP biosynthetic process; GTP biosynthetic process
Molecular function (GO): nucleoside diphosphate kinase activity
Source: RefSeq, a predicted model, not a curated record
AUGACUACCGAGCAGACCUUCAUCGCUAUCAAGCCUGACGGUGUUCAGCGUGGCCUCAUCGGUCCCAUCAUCACCCGCUUCGAGAACCGCGGCUUCAAGCUUGCCGCCAUCAAGCUCGUCACUCCCUCCAAGGAGCACCUCGAGAAGCACUACGCCGACUUGAGCGACAAGCCCUUCUUCCCCGGUCUAAUUGCCUACAUGGGCUCCGGCCCCGUCUGCGCCAUGGUCUGGGAGGGCCGUGACGCCGUCAAGACCGGCCGCUCCAUCCUCGGUGCUACCAACCCCCUCGCCUCCGCCCCCGGCACCAUCCGUGGUGACUUCGCCCUCGACGUUGGCCGCAACGUCUGCCACGGCUCCGACAGCGUCGAGAACGGCAAAAAGGAGAUCGCUCUCUGGUUCAAGGAGGGUGAGGUCCAGAGCUGGAAGUCCGCCCAGCAUGACUGGGUUUACGAGAAAUAG